AUGGCCCUGAAAAAGGGUCGUAGCGAACCCGAUGCCACUACUAACAGCAUACUGAUAUCAAGAGGGCUUGGGGACCCUAACGUUGCCACAGGUGAAAGUCAAAUGGUCAUUCGGCGUAAACCUGAGGACGUGAAAAACCGUGAUGCCUUGAGGAUUCUCCGGAAAAUACCAGGUGUAACUAGCUAUAACAUUGGGGAAAUACUCUCUAGGGUGGACUCGCUGCGGCAACUUAGUGAGAUGGAAGAAGCAGACUUAUGCAAGUUCUUGCCUCCAUCCAAUGCUGAGGCCAUAUAUAACUUCUUCAAUCAGAGCAUAAGCUGA
This is a messenger RNA of Babesia sp. Xinjiang, 321 nucleotides long. RefSeq lists its product as uncharacterized. Gene Ontology annotation, cellular component: nucleotide-excision repair factor 1 complex. The record is from RefSeq and is a predicted model, not a curated record. Gene Ontology annotation, molecular function: damaged DNA binding; single-stranded DNA binding; single-stranded DNA endonuclease activity. NCBI's taxonomy places the organism in Eukaryota, Apicomplexa, Aconoidasida, Piroplasmida, Babesiidae. Gene Ontology annotation, biological process: resolution of meiotic recombination intermediates; nucleotide-excision repair involved in interstrand cross-link repair; double-strand break repair via homologous recombination. Bases 1 to 321 code for a protein of 106 amino acids. The transcript has a single exon.